Messenger RNA from Engraulis encrasicolus (European anchovy), 732 nucleotides. RefSeq lists its product as uncharacterized. Lineage: Eukaryota; Metazoa; Chordata; Actinopteri; Clupeiformes; Engraulidae. The coding region runs from base 1 to 732 and encodes 243 amino acids. The record is from RefSeq and is a predicted model, not a curated record. The transcript has 5 exons.
AUGCCCAGGGACCAGGGUACCUCAGUCAUGGAGGAGAGCAUGGAUACUUACGCUGAGUCUUCCAACCAACCUGGCGGGGCGGGAGUAGUACCAAGAGGAGAGAACAUCAUUUUGAGCUGGACAUCAAAGCGUGGCGUUACUGGUACAUGGAAGAAGAAGGAUACGUUGCUGCAGCACGGUGGCAGGAUCAUCAUAAGCCACAAUGACCACAAGGAGUUCCACCUGACCAUCACAGGGGCCAGAGAGGAGGACGAGGGCCAAUACACCCUACAGCUGGAGAAUUUCUGGGGCAAAGAGUCUGGUUCUGCACAUGUUAAAGUGCUUGAAUAUGAUUCUGACUGGAGACACCUGAACUGGGAUCCAGCCAAUAUUGAAAAACAAAAUGAAAAGCAGAAAAAGAAGCUGAGGGAGUUUCCCAUCAGCAACCCUGGGGUCAGGCAGCUUCGUUUCCUGCUGCAUGGCAUAACAUCAUACGGCAAAUCCACCCUCAUCAACUCCAUCAUGACUGUGUUUAAGCAGCGUGUCAUCACCCUUGUGCCAGCAGCAUCAAACUCGGAUAAAACUCACACCAAAUGUUUCAAAACAUACAUGAUUGAGGACCAUCAAAAUAGAGCAUUGCCAUUCAUAUUCAGCGACACUAUGGGGGUGGAGCUUGGAGAGGGCGGAGUUUUGGCAGCUGACAUCAUCAGUGCCUUGAAAGGCCAUGUCAUGGAUGGUUACGAGGUGAGAUAA